Messenger RNA from Sebastes umbrosus (honeycomb rockfish), 3797 nucleotides. RefSeq lists its product as uncharacterized. The transcript has 3 exons. The coding region runs from base 333 to 2582 and encodes 749 amino acids. Gene Ontology annotation, biological process: regulation of transcription by RNA polymerase II. Lineage: Eukaryota; Metazoa; Chordata; Actinopteri; Perciformes; Sebastidae. The record is from RefSeq and is a predicted model, not a curated record.
AAGUAAAAAACUAAUAGAGAAGGAAGAAAGAAUAUAUAUAUACAUAUAUACAUACAUAUAAAUAAGUAAAAACAAAUAAAGAGAGAGAAUUACAGAAGUAAUAGUAGUACAAGAGAUAGACAAGCUAUAGUGUAGUAUAAUCUCUUAAACGGUCUGACCAAGGACAACACCAUUAAGAGAAGUACCGGUAUGUAAAAAGGUUACACCAGCAUUUAUUAAAGAGCCAUGGUUUCUUUUUGAGAUUAAACAUAAUCUUUUCUGAAGGUAAAUAUGAUGAGAGCUCUUUAAGCCAAAAAGAUACACUCAUCUUUAGUAACUCUUUGACAGUCAAGAUGCACCACCAGGACUUUUCUGCAGACCAGCCUGCUGGGACCGGGAGUAGGAAACAAGCCUACCACUACCGGAGAGGUAGCAGCAGUGCCUCUGCUCCCUCCACACCCGGCGGCAGUGGAGCCAACCCGGCUGACGACAUUCCAGCCCAGCCUGGAUCCAACUCUCCAGCUCUCCAUCAUCAGUCCCAAGCGGCUGGCGCCCAGGUGAAGAAGAAGAGUGGCUUCCAGAUAACAAGUGUCACCUCAGCUCAGAGCAACGUGAGCGGCAACAACAGCUUGGCAGAUGACACCGAGAGCUAUGAUGAUAUGGAUGAGUCCCACACAGAAGACCUCUCCUCCUCAGAUAUGCUGGAUGUUUCCGUGUCCAGGGCCACGGAUACAGGUGUGCCGGAGAGAAGCUCCUCUGAUGAGACGCUCAAUAGCCUCCAUGGGGUGGACACGCCUGGGAUUGUGUCACCCAACGAGCCUCUUCACCCUCAUUCCAUCCCUCAGGGGUCCCAACAACACACCUCCAUGGUGAAUGGGACCAUGCAUUAUUAUCCUCCGCACCAUCAUCACUCUGAUAGCGUGGGAGGAAGUGAACCAGGACUUCCCGUUGCUCCUGUGGCGAGCUCCAGCCCGGCUAUGGCGUCCAAAGCCGGGCAGGCACAGAGGCAACCGAUGCUGGAUAACAGUAAACCUGCAGCCCAACCUAUACCCCCUAUGGUUGGUGGGACAGAUCCACAUCUACAAGGCAGUGUUUCUAAUGUGCCUGCUGCUGCUGCAGGUCCUUCUGACAACACUAGUGUGAGUGGGCAAGUAGUUCCUGCUGGAGGAGGAACAGCGCCCAACGCUCAAACCCAGCACACCCAAACUCAGACCGCUACCGGCUCUCGUUUUCGGGUGGUCAAACUAGACACUAAUUCUGAGCCGUUCCGCAAAGGAAGAUGGACGUGUACAGAUUAUUAUGAAAAGGAGGUUCCUCAUCCGACUACAUCUGAGGCACCAAAAGGUGUCGAGGUGGCUGUGGAGACAGAAGCAGGAAACGUACCUGCUGUACAGCCACCUCACACGCUUCAGUCCUACCAGCAGCCGAGCCAGGACUUCACCAGUCCACAAGCAAUGCAGAGCCCACAACAGGGAUUGGCCCAAACGACUACUCUGACCUAUGUUUCACCCCAGGAGGUUGUUGCUGGGAGCCACAUGCAGCAACCAGUCGCUAAUGUCAUGCUCCCGACAGCAAUGCCACAGCUUCCCGCUGUAAUACCCCAGCAGCUGCCCUACACUGUGGAUCCCCACCAGGCGGGAGGUUACCCUGUACCUCAGUUCCACACAGGGGUCAUAGCUCCAGGAAGUGUCCGACAGCCAGACUUUAUCCAGCCCACUGCUCCCUUCCAGACGCAGGUCCAGCCUCCGCUGCCGCAUCUUACAACGGGAAUCUUACCACCAAUUCCAGGGGUCACAGCACAGCCGCCGAUCAGCAUUACUCAUCAGCUACCACAUCCAGGUCAGCCAGCUUUUACAGGACAGCAACAGACCCUCCCACCGCCACAAAUCCAGCCCCCCUCCACUGCUACAGUCCCAGUACUGCCCACCCACAUGUCCCCCUACAUGCCUUUGACUGCACUACAAGCUGACCUUCAGCCUCUCCUCAACCUGGGUGCGACGCUCACCCAGGUCCCCGGAGGAGGGAGCUCCAUAAGGGCGUCCCAGCUGGAGGACGCCCAUAAGCUUCUGCUCCAGCACCAGGGCCUGCUGGGGCUGCCGGGUCUGCCCAGGCUGGGGGUGGCAGUAAGCAGAGAGGGGGCUGCGGAGGCCGGCGGUGCUGCUGGAACGCUGGCCCACAUGGGGAUGUCGGCUGAGGCCAGCGCCUUCAUGGCCGCUGCUGCAGGCCUCAGGACUCAGCACGCUGAAGGAGAGGACGACAGCUCCUCUGGUGCAAGUGUGGUGGCCAUUGACAACAAGAUUGAACAAGCAAUGGACCUGGUGAAGAGCCACCUGAUGUACGCCGUGCGCGAGGAGGUGGAGGUGCUGAAGGAGCAGAUCAAGGAGCUGAUCGAGCGCAACACCCAGCUGGAGCAGGAGAACAACCUGCUGAAGAACCUGGCCAGCCCCGAGCAGAUGGCUCAGUUCCAGGCGCAGGUUCAGACCGGCGUCUCCCCGACCGGCAACGCUGCCGCCGCCGCCGCCGCCGGCCAGCCUCCGGUCCCGGUCCCCGCCGGAACCACGCAAGCCCUCCCUUCCUCACAGAGCUCCGGCACGUCUGCGUAACACAGAGGAUGAGAGAUCGGGGGGACGGGAGAAAGAAGAGGAGGAGAAAGGAGCCAUACUGUGAAGUGACCGACUAUGCCACCGUCUCGAGGAGCGGAAACCGGAGGACGAACUUUAUUUUUGUUGCACAUUUAAUUUAAAAGACUUCGGAGUUCGCUUUUCUUACCUGCUUCAGACAAUCUUCAUCGAGGUGAUGAUGAUGAGGGGGAAGUACAGAGCUGACAGGAACUGACAGGAGGAGGAAAGUACGCUCUACCGUCGAAUCCCUCGCCGUGUGACCCGUGGAAAGUGUGCCAUCGUCUUCGCCCCUCAGCCCAGCACUCUUCAUCAGCACAUUUUGUUAUUUCCUCAUGCUGUGGUCCAUGCACUUUUUUCAGUGGACGAACUAUCAACCCAUCUGGAAUGGGAGUUUUUCUUUAUCUGAAGACGCCGACACGUCGUCUGGGUUGAGACGGGGGGGUUAUUAUAAAGAAUUUUGAAUAUAUAUAUAUAUUCGCCAGGCCUCAUUCGUUUUUUUCACGUCGCCGUCCCCACCCUCAACGCACUCUCCCCGCUCUCAGAUGGAGCGUUAACAUUAAUGCAGGGAUUCAACGUUUUUUUUAGGGAAAGGUUAUUUGUUGUAAUUGUGAUGUGUAAAAAGUAAUUGAUGGAAAAUAAGUAGGACAUGACUGUUUCUAGGUAGUGCAAAUUUCCAAUUAAACUCUGCCAAGUGCCUGGUUUCUAACCAUAGAUACAUAUAUAAGCUUUUUUAGUUGUUACUCAAUAUGUGUAUAUAUAUGUAUAUAUAUAUAUCUAUGGUUUUGCCAGGUUUUGACCUGUGAUGUCAUUACUCAGGGCGGCAACACAAGAGGAUUAUUGACCUCGACUCUAGCUCUGCAGUGACACACGGCCUCGUACUGUACGUGAACUCUCCUCCGCCGUCGCUCACUUUAUCUGGACUGUUUUACCGUUUUGGGGACGCGUGAUUUCUUUUUUUUUUUUCUUUCAUGAUUUCUUUUUUUGUCUUUUGUACAGCCAAGUGUUUUUGAGUUGCUUGUCGUGCAACUGGAGCGCUGAACACAAUAAUAAGACAAAAAAGGUAAAGAUAAAGGAAAAUGCCUAGCAGAAGUAUGUCGAUGUUUUGUGCAUGUUCCUCAGCCCAUCACAAAUGUGACGUUACAAUUGCACUAGACAGUUGCACCUCAAAUAAAAAAUGAAAACAAAAAAAAGGGAAAA